GGGGCGGGGGCGGGCGCCGGGGUUCCGGGAGCUGGCCGGCAGCCGGGCCCCGCGUCCCGAAGGUCCCCGGCGGGGGGUGCCCCGACUGCACGCGGCGGGCGGGGCCGGGAGCCCGGGCUGGGCGCAGACACGCGCGCCCCGCGGCCUCCCCCGGACGCCGGCUCCUCCCGGCUCCCCGACGCCCCUCUCGUCCCGCCUCGCCCUCUCGGCGGGAUCCCGGACCCCUCCCCGCCCUCCGCCUCUGGGGCAGCGGUGGGGAAACCCAGCCUGGGUCCUCCUCCUCGCAGCGCCCCCGCCCCCGCCCCCGCCCCCCGGCCUGUCGGUCUCUCUCCUCCCUCGUUACUUCUUUUCCGCCCUUCUCUCCCCUCACAUCCUCGGGCCUCCCGGAGACCAUGAACCCUGCACUGCCAACUCUGACUCCUGCCUCUUUGCCCUGAAUCUCUAUUCUUCCUCUCAGGGCCGCAACGCCACCCCCACUUGGCCCACUGCUUUUUCACUUUCUGUUUCCCCCUUACUUUGCCCUCCAUCUUCUCACCCUUCCCCUCUGCCUUCACCCUCAGCUCCGGGGCCCGUCUCUGUGUCCCACCUCUCCCCCUCUCCUUCCCCUCCCCCCUCCCCCAGGACCUCUGGAGCCUCUCUUUCCUGUUCUCUAGCCCAGCACUUCCCACCCUUACCCCAGCGCGACCAUGGCUACCAUCCCAGACUGGAAGCUACAGCUGCUAGCCCGACGGCGGCAGGAGGAGGCGGCCCUUCGUGGCCGGGAGAAGGCUGAGCGGGAUCGUCUGUCCCAGAUGCCAGCCUGGAAGCGGGGAAUCCUGGAGCGCCGCCGGGCCAAGCUUGGUCUGUCUCCUGGAGAACUUAGCCCUGCCCCUGAGACUACAGAGGCUGGACCUCCAGACCCAGAUGAGUCGGCUGUCCUCCUAGAAGCCAUUGGGCCAGUGCACCAGAACCGAUUCAUUCGGCAGGAGCGCCAGCAGCAGCAGCAGCAGCAGCAGCAGCAGCAGCAGCAGCAGCGCAAUGAAGAGUUACUUGCAGAGAGAAGGCCUGGGCCUUUGGAGGCCCGGGAGAGGAGACCCAGUCCUGGGGAAAUUCGAGAUCAGAGCCCCAAGGGAAGAGACUCAAAAGAAGAGCGGCUCAGUCCCAGGGAGGCCAGAGAGAGGAAGUUGGGGAUAGGGGGAGCCCGAGAGUUGAGCCCCAGACCUUCAGAGGCUUGGGACUGGAGGCAGAGCCCAGGAGAGUCUGGAGACAGGAGCUCUAGACUGUCAGAGGCACGGAAAUGGAGGCUGAGCCCUGGAGAAACUCCAGAGUGGAGUCUGAGACUGGCAGAGCCUGCAGAACAAAGCCCCAGGAGAAAAGAGGUGGUGGAAAGUAGACUGAGCCCCGCAGAAUCUGACAACCAGAAGUUGGAGCUGUCAGAGUCCCAUAAAUGGAGGCCCGACUCUGGAGAGUCUCAGGAACAGAGUUUGGUACAACGGGAGGCAUCAGGGUGGAGGCCCAGCUCAGAAGAAGAAAGAAAAGACUGUUCGGAGGAAUGUAGGAGAAAAGAAGAGAGACCAAUUCCAACAGUGGCCUCAGAAGAGAUUACAAAGGUGUCAGAGACCCUGACAAGGGAGGCUCCAGACAGCAGCUCUGGAGAGGUGGAGGCAGCAGAGCAAAGGCCCGGCCCUGUGGAGGACAGUGAGAGGGGCCUGAGGCUGACAGAAGGCUGGAAAUGGACCCUGAACUCUGGAAAGGUUCGAGAACGGACACCCAGGGACACAGAGACUCAACCUCAGAAACCAGUCCCCCCAGAGGCUGCUGAGAAGUAUCGGGGGCCUCUUGGUACAGAGGCUGGAGAAGGGGAGGCUGAGAAGGAGAAGGCAGGGGCUCUGAGCAGGCCUCUGAGAACCCCGCAGAACUAUAGCUCUGUGCCCUCCCCCUUCCCACCAGAGGACGCUGGGACUAAAGGCUCUACGAGGCAGGAAGAGGAAGCGGUGGAUCUCCGGCCCCCACCAACAGCCCCUCUGUUUCCCCCACCCCCAGCCCCACCUGCUCCCCAGUCCCCUGGGGAUCCCCUCAUGAACCGUCUGUUCUAUGGGGUGAAGGCAGGGCCAGGGGUGGGGACCCCUCGCCGCAGUGGACACACCUUCACAGUCAACCCCCGGCGGUCUGUGCCCCCUGCAGCCCCCAGCACUCCUGCCACCCCAGCCACGGCUGAUGCUGCAGUUCCUGGAGUUGGGAAGAAGCGGUACCCGACUGCGGAGGAGAUCUUGGUUCUGGGGGGCUACCUCCGCCUCAGCCGCAGCUGCCUUGUCAAGGGGUCCCCCGAAAGGCACCACAAACAGCUCAAGAUCUCCUUCAGCGAGACAGCACUGGAGACCACGUACCAGUACCCCUCGGAGAGCUCGGUGCUGGAGGACUUGGGCCCGGAUCCUGAGGCUCCCGGUGCCCCCAGCCCCCCGGCGGCCCAGCCUGACGACGACGACGACGACGACGACGACGACGACGACGAGGAGCUGCUGCUGCUGCAGCGGGAGCUCCGGGGCGGCCUGCGCACCAAGGCCCUGAUCGUGGAUGAGUCCUGCCGGAGGUGACCCUCCUUCAACAGAGGGUCUAUACCCCUCCUUCAACAGAGGGUCUAUACCCCUCAUUCUUUUCCAGAAUUGAAGAUCCUGGAGCCCAGAAGAUUGAGAACAGAGAGACCCUGAAAAUGAUCUUGGCAGUGAGGGGCAACCAACAUCUUCCAACCUUCUUUCCUCAUCCUGUUUAUGGGAGCAGAGCUACUCACCCAGUUUCCACCCUCACCAAAGAUCCCUGGUGUGAGUGUGUCAGACAUGCUGGUGGCAUCCUAGGUGAAUUAAGAAUGAGCAUCACAUCCUGGGGAGGAUCACAGGGCUCACUGGGGCUGGGGUGUAGCACCUCCUCCAUCUCCACACUCUCCCUUCAGCCUUCCUUGACUCCCCACCACCCCGUGGGGGCUCUGAGGAUUUAAGCACUCAUCCUGGACAGCCUGCCCCAUUCCAUUUACAGGCCCCUCUCCUUCCUAUUCGUUAGGGCAUUGCCCCCUUGCUUAUACCUCCUGCCUCCUCCCCUGACCACCAGCCUGGUUUACAAAUCCCAUUAGCUCCCAGCCCCACCUGCCGAAGUCCCAGGUUUACAAGCACACCUAACUGUUGAGUCCAUAUGGAACACCCCCGCCCUUUGUCUCUUUGGGGGUGUGGCUUCCUCCACUUUUGCUCAGUAUUACUGUACCUCAGUUGUCCUCAAGAAGGAGAGCUGGGGAUUUUAACCCUGUACCCCCACCUCAUUAUUUAAUUCUGUUCCUUCCAGUGGUUCACAAUUUAAUUGAAUUGCAAGUGAGUGUGGGGUGACUAACAAGGCACCUCAACCCUUCUCCCCCAUUUCUCCUUCCUUAUCAACUGCCUGUUUGUUUUUUAAGUUUUCCAUAAUAAAACGGAGAUCUCUCCAA
Molecule: messenger RNA, 3448 nt
Organism: Nyctereutes procyonoides (raccoon dog)
Lineage: Eukaryota; Metazoa; Chordata; Mammalia; Carnivora; Canidae
Gene: PPP1R18
Product: protein phosphatase 1 regulatory subunit 18
Exons: 3
Coding region: 687-2573 (628 amino acids)
Molecular function (GO): phosphatase binding
Source: RefSeq, a predicted model, not a curated record